Molecule: messenger RNA, 840 nt
Organism: Lachancea lanzarotensis
Lineage: Eukaryota; Fungi; Ascomycota; Saccharomycetes; Saccharomycetales; Saccharomycetaceae
Gene: PRM4
Product: LALA0S01e03862g1_1
Exons: 1
Coding region: 1-840 (279 amino acids)
Source: RefSeq, a predicted model, not a curated record
AUGAGUGUCAAAAGUGGCAGUUCCAAGAAAAUGUCGAGCAAAUCGUCAAGAGCUGUAACGUCGGCCAUCGGACUACUGAUGCUUCUGGCAUUCGUGGCAUACACCAGUCGCGAUGCAGUCUCGAAGUAUGGAACAAAAUCGCAGCAAAACGCCGCUGCGUUGCUUGCGGGUGCCGCAGGAAACAGGAAAUUCACAUCAGAGUCGAGCGUCUCAACCACAUCGGUGUUGAAAGAGACUGCAGCAGCUAAUUUGGACGACGCCAAGGAAGUGGAACAAAUCUUUUCGGACAUCAAGCUGGAAAUCGGCGAAGCCGGAAGCCAUACAGGCCACAGACGUGCUUCUGCAACUCGUGUGGCUUCUCCCGGAGAAAUAGUACAGUCAGAAGUGGUGCACGGACCCCGCAACUACAAACCUGGCGAUGCGAGCUUCGAUCCGGUACUAAAUUUCCACGAGAUUUUGAAUGCAUCGCCUGUGGUGGUAUUCGUGAACUCGAACGAGGAAUCCCAGCAGCUGCGCAUGCUAUUGCAAAACCAUUACGAGAUUUCGCCUCCUCCUGUCGUCGUUGAUUUAGAGAAACACUCCAAGGGCGCUCAACUAGAGUCUUUCAUUGAAAACCAUAAACUGGAGCGUUUCACAAACGACGAGGAGACCGAAGAAUCCCUGUCUUCGGACACUCACGAUGCACCAUACCUAUUUAUCAACGGCCAGUCCGUGAUAAACAGAAGUUUCCGGUCCGAUAUUCACAAUUUGCAUAUCCACAGUACUCUUCUCGAGAAGUUGAGAUCCGUGGCCGAUGGUAACGUUAUGAUCCACCGCAACAACGUCCCAUCCAACUCAUAA